This is a messenger RNA of Echinops telfairi (small Madagascar hedgehog), 5145 nucleotides long. RefSeq names its product spalt like transcription factor 1 (gene SALL1). Gene Ontology annotation, biological process: regulation of transcription by RNA polymerase II. Gene Ontology annotation, molecular function: RNA polymerase II cis-regulatory region sequence-specific DNA binding; DNA-binding transcription factor activity, RNA polymerase II-specific. Gene Ontology annotation, cellular component: nucleus. The record is from RefSeq and is a predicted model, not a curated record. NCBI's taxonomy places the organism in Eukaryota, Metazoa, Chordata, Mammalia, Afrosoricida, Tenrecidae. Bases 51 to 3992 code for a protein of 1313 amino acids. The transcript has 3 exons.
GAUUUUUUUUAGUAAUUUUUUAUUCUGCCCCAGCUGAUGUGUGAGCCAGCAUGUCGCGGAGGAAGCAAGCGAAGCCGCAACAUUUCCAAUCCGACCCCGAAGUGGCCUCGCUCCCCCGGCGAGAUGGAGACACAGAGAAGGGUCAACCAAAUCGAACCACUAAGAACAAGGAUGCCCACGUCUGUGGCAGGUGCUGUGCUGAGUUCUUUGAAUUAUCAGAUCUUCUACUCCACAAGAAGAACUGUACUAAAAAGCAAUUAGUUUUAAUCAUAAAUGAAAAUCCUCCUUCCCCUCCCGAAACUUUCUCCCCUAGUCCCCCUUCGGAUAAUCCUGAUGAACAAGUGAAUGACCCAGUUAACAAAACAGAUCAAGUAGACUGCAGCGACCUUUCAGAACACAACGGGCUUGACAGGGAAGAGUCCAUGGAGGUGGAAGCCGCAGCUGCUAACAAAAGCGGCAGCAGCGCUCCCAGCGGCAGCAACAGCAGUAGCACCCCAAGCUGCAAGGGUAGCCCCUCCACAGGUACCUCAGCCAUCACAACCUCUCUACCUCAACUCGGGGACCUGACAACACUGGGCAAUUUCUCCGUGAUCAACAGUAACGUCAUCAUCGAGAACCUCCAGAGCACCAAGGUGGCAGUGGCCCAGUUCUCCCAGGAAGCGAGGUGCAGCGGGGCCUCUGGAGGGAAACCGGCCAUCCCGGCUCUCAUGGAGCAGCUCCUAGCGCUGCAGCAGCAACAGAUCCACCAGCUGCAGCUGAUCGAACAGAUUCGGCACCAAAUACUGCUGUUGGCUUCACAGAAUGCAGACUUGCCAACAUCAUCUAGUCCUUCUCAAGGUACUUUACGAACAUCUGCCAACCCCUUGUCCACGCUAAGUUCCCAUUUAUCUCAGCAGCUGGCGGCAGCAGCUGGAUUAGCACAGAGCCUCGCUAGCCAAUCUGCCAGUAUCAGUGGUGUGAAACAGCUACCCCCAAUUCAGCUACCUCAGAGCUCUUCUGGCAACACGAUCGGUCCAUCCCACAGUGGCUCUUCUCCCAAUAUCAACGUAUUGGCGGCGGCAGUGACCACCCCCUCCUCAGAAAAAGUAGCUUCCAGUGCUGGGCCAUCCCACGUCAGCAACCCAGCCGUCUCAGCGUCAUCCUCACCAGCUUUUGCAAUAAGCAGUUUAUUAAGCCCUGCAUCGAAUCCACUUCUACCUCAGCCAGCCCCUGCUAACUCGGUUUUCCCCAGCCCUUUGCCCAACAUUGGAACAACCGUGGAGGACUUAAAUGCCUUGUCUGCCUUGGCCCAGCAAAGAAAGAGCAAGCCACCAAAUGUCACUGCUUUUGAAGCAAAAAGUACUUCGGAUGAGGCGUUCUUCAAACACAAGUGCAGGUUCUGUGCGAAGGUCUUUGGGAGUGACAGUGCCUUGCAGAUCCACUUGCGUUCUCAUACUGGAGAAAGACCAUUCAAAUGCAACAUCUGUGGGAACAGGUUCUCCACAAAGGGAAACCUGAAAGUUCACUUUCAGCGCCACAAAGAGAAAUACCCUCAUAUCCAGAUGAACCCCUACCCUGUGCCUGAGCAUUUGGACAAUAUUCCCACAAGUACCGGGAUUCCAUAUGGCAUGUCCAUCCCUCCCGAGAAGCCAGUCACCAGCUGGCUAGACACCAAACCAGUGCUGCCCACUCUGACCACUUCUGUUGGCCUACCAUUACCCCCGACCCUCCCGAGCCUGACACCAUUCAUCAAGACAGAGGAGCCAGCCCCCAUUCCCAUCAGCCAUUCUGCUGCCAGCCCACCAGCCUCAGUCAAAAGUGACUCUGGGGUCCCUGAGCUGGCUACAAGAAACCCAGCUGGGCUCCCUGAGGAAGCGGAAGGGUCCAGUUUGCUACCCGCCAGUGGCAAAACUGAGGAAAACAGCGUGGUCCCUGGUUCAAUCCUGACAGCAAGCAACAGCUCCCUGAGCUCCCCCGCUGGGGACCCUGGCCCAGGCAAUGCCGCCACCUUCACCAACCCGCUGCUGCCACUCAUGUCAGAGCAGUUCAAGGCAAAGUUUCCUUUUGGAGGGCUUUUGGACUCGGGCCAGGCCUCAGAAACGUCCAAGCUGCAGCAACUGGUUGAGAACAUUGACAAGAAGGCAACUGACCCCAACGAGUGCAUCAUCUGCCACCGUGUCCUCAGUUGUCAGAGCGCCUUGAAAAUGCACUACCGGACGCACACUGGGGAGAGGCCCUUUAAGUGCAAAAUCUGUGGCCGGGCUUUCACCACGAAAGGGAAUCUGAAGACUCACUAUAGUGUCCACCGGGCUAUGCCCCCACUCCGAGUCCAGCAUUCCUGCCCCAUCUGCCAGAAGAAGUUCACCAAUGCGGUGGUCCUGCAGCAGCACAUCCGAAUGCACAUGGGAGGCCAGAUCCCCAACACGCCCGUCUCUGAGAGCUAUCCUGAGUCCAUGGAGUCGGAUACAGGCUCCUUCGAUGAGAAGCAUUUUGAUGACCUCGACACCUUCUCUGAUGAAAACAUGGAAGAUUGUCCCGAGGGCAGCAUCCCCGAUACGCCCAAGUCCGCGGAUGCAUCCCAAGACAGCUUGUCCUCUUCACCUUUACCCCUAGAAAUGUCGAGCAUCGCUGCUUUGGAAAAUCAGAUGAAGAUGAUCAAUGCCGGCCUGGCCGAGCAGUUGCAGGCCAGCCUGAAGUCCGUGGAGAAUGGGUCCAUGGAGGGGGAUGUCCUAACCAAUGACUCAUCGUCAGUAGGUGGUGACGUGGAAAGCCAAAGUGCUGGGAGCCCAGCCAUUUCAGAGUCUACCUCUUCCAUGCAGGCUCUCUCCCCAUCCAACAGCACCCAGGAGUUCCACAAGUCACCCAGCAUGGAGGAGAAAUCUCAGAGAGCAUUACCAAGUGAGUUUGCCAAUGGUUUGUCUCCCACUCCAGUGAAUGGUGGGGCUUUGGAUUUGACUUCCAGUCAGGCAGAGAAAAUAAUCAAAGAAGAUUCUCUGGGAAUCCUCUUCCCUUUCAGAGACCGGGGUAAAUUUAAAAACACUGCUUGUGACAUUUGUGGCAAAACAUUUGCCUGUCAGAGUGCCUUGGACAUUCACUAUAGAAGUCAUACCAAAGAGAGACCUUUUAUUUGCACAGUUUGCAAUCGUGGCUUUUCCACAAAGGGUAAUUUGAAGCAGCACAUGUUGACACAUCAGAUGCGAGAUCUACCAUCACAACUCUUUGAGCCCAGUUCCAACCUUGGCCCCAAUCAGAACUCUGCAGUGAUUCCCACCAACUCAUUGUCAUCUCUUAUCAAGACAGAAGUCAAUGGCUUUGUGCAUGUUUCUCCUCAGGACAGUAAGGACACCCCCAGCAGUCACGUCCCUUCCGGGUCUCUGCCAUCCUCUGCCACGUCCCCAGUUCUGCUCCCAACUCUGCCCAGGAGAACCCCGAAACAACACUACUGCAACACGUGUGGCAAAACCUUCUCUUCCUCGAGUGCCCUACAGAUUCACGAGAGAACUCACACUGGAGAGAAACCCUUUGCUUGCACAAUUUGUGGAAGAGCUUUCACGACAAAAGGCAAUCUUAAGGUACACAUGGGCACUCACAUGUGGAAUAGCACCCCGGCACGACGUGGUCGGCGACUCUCUGUGGAUGGUCCCAUGACAUUUCUAGGAGGCAAUUCGGUCAAGUUCCCAGAAAUUUUCCAGAAGGAUUUGGCAGCAAGGUCAGGAAGUGGGGAUCCUUCCAGUUUUUGGAAUCAAUAUGCAGCAGCGCUGUCCAAUGGGCUCGCGAUGAAGGCCAACGAGAUCUCCGUCAUUCAGAAUGGUGGCAUCCCUCCAAUUCCUGGAAGCCUUGGCAGUGGUAGCAGCUCACCUAUUAGUGGGCUGACAGGAAAUCUGGAGAAGCUCCAGAACUCAGAGCCGAAUGCUCCACUGGCCGGCCUGGAAAAAAUGGCCAGCAGUGAGAAUAGAACCAACUUCCACUUCACCCGCUUCGUGGAGGAAAACAAAGAGAUCGUUACGAGUUAAACUGACUGGGGCUUGAGAACGAACAUUCCUGUUCAGAGUGUGACCUCCAUUGGCCGCCGCCACCUCCUUCCUUGUCCCACCCCUUGCCCUCUAGUCCCCUAGAUUUAUGAACUACAACAUUAUGAAGACACUCUUUUGUACCUUGUUCAACUUCUAGAGUUCUAAGAAAGCUAUUUAUUAGUGAUAAUAACCUUGCUUUGCAAAGAGAAUGCAAGAGUUAACUUUGGUCUUCUGUAUUUGGAACUAAAUACUAAUUGACUAGAGUGUUGUAAACUUGCUGUAACAUUUAUGGCAAUUGCAAGUUGCCCUGCUAGGCGGUCUUAAUCUGGCAUUAACUUAUUUUCUAUAUCCAGUUUAAUAUGAAUCUGGUGUUGAUGCAAUGCCUCCGUGAUGCAUUAGAUCUCUAAUAAAGACUGUAUAUAAAUGUAUACUCUAAUCCUGCUGGAAAAUUUUAUCAGCAAACACAUUGUCUAAUCUCACAAAGCAAAUUCAAAGGACUAAAAGUACAGACUGAACAGAGUGGUUCUCUGAAAGGUUCAAGUUUUGUUUUUGUUUUUGUUUUUUCAUUUUAAUUCUAAAUUCAACUUUUGGGGGGGGGUAGAUUUAACCAUUUCCGUUUUGAACUGCUAUUUGUAUUGUGCAUUUUACUUGAGUCGUCUUUAAUGUUAAUAAGUUUCUGUACAGUAAUAAGCACGCAGAGAUCUUUAGAGAAAUUUACAAGUGUUGUUUUGGUAGUUGAAACUGAGACGUAACAUUUUGCCUUGUAGGUAUAUUCACCAUAGAAACUGUGUGCUGGAAUUUCACACUGCUGCUAAGUAUAGCAUCUUGAACAACCUUCAGUGGCGAAAACGGAGAUGCUCUUGUACAUACAUACAAUGAGAAAUAUCACUUUCAUUAAAAUGUACAUAUGUUCCUUACAAGAGCGAAAGCUUCUUCCUGAUCAAGAAAGCAGAUAGAAUGUUGGUUUAUUUUGUAUUAGGUAUGGAGGAAAAAAAUUGGACUGUUACAUGCACUUUCUUAGAAAGUUGAAAAUAAAGGGGGGAAGAUCCCAUUUCUUUAACAUUUAAUACUAACAACAGAGGUACUGUAAUUUUACUUAAGUAAUCAAAUACAUUUUUUUGGCAACAGAUAAAACAAAGCACUGUGUCUGUGA